Messenger RNA from Micropterus dolomieu (smallmouth bass), 2013 nucleotides. Its product is annotated as protocadherin gamma-C5-like. Gene Ontology annotation, cellular component: plasma membrane. NCBI's taxonomy places the organism in Eukaryota, Metazoa, Chordata, Actinopteri, Centrarchiformes, Centrarchidae. The annotation marks the transcript as partial. The transcript has a single exon. The record is from RefSeq and is a predicted model, not a curated record. Gene Ontology annotation, molecular function: calcium ion binding. Gene Ontology annotation, biological process: homophilic cell-cell adhesion.
AUGUGUUGUAACGGACCAAGGAUAACAAAGAGAAUGGGAUACCGAGACUGGAGAUGGCAGGCGCUUUGGUGGCAUCAUUUCUUUCUAUUGUGGAGUACAAUAAACGGACAAACACGUUACAGCAUUCCGGAAGAACUGAAACAGGGCUCUGUGGUAGGAAAUCUAGCCAAAGAUCUUGGUUUGGGACUAACAGACAUGUUUGACCGCAAGAUGCGUGUCGCCUCUGAGGCUGGUGAGCAGUAUUUCAGUGUGGAUGCGGGGAAGGGCGAGCUGGUGGUGAAUGACAGAAUAGACAGAGAGGCUUUAUGCGGACAAAGCGCCAGCUGUGUUCUACCUCUGCAAGUAGUUGUUGAAAAUCCUUUGCAGUCGCAUCGAAUUGAAGUGGAAAUAAGAGACACAAAUGACAAUUCUCCUAGUUUUCUUACACAGGAGAUUAAUCUUAAAAUACCAGAAUCAGUUGCAAUUGGCAAACGCUUUCCUCUAGAGAGCGCGGAGGACCCUGAUGUUGGAAGCAAUUCUUUGAAAACUUACUCUCUAAGCAAAAACGAGUAUUUUUCUCUAAAAUUUAAAGACACUAAAAAUGGUAAAGCUGUCCCAGAACUAGUGUUAGAAAAGCCAUUAGACCGGGAAAAGAAUGCACUCCAUCAGCUGCUGCUGACAGCAUUAGACGGGGGAAACCCGGUCAAAUCGGGAACCUGUAAGAUUAUCAUUACAGUACUUGAUAAUAACGACAAUUUUCCAUUAUUCAAUGAAAACGAGUACAAAGUGUCUUUAAAAGAGAACAGCACCAAAGGAACAUUUGUGAUUAAACUGACAGCUACAGAUGCCGAUGAUGGUCUCAAUGGUGAAGUUAAAUAUUCUUUCGGGUCCCGCACUCCAGACUUUGUGCUAUCAACAUUUGAAAUCAAUGAUAUCACAGGAGAAAUUGUAUUAAAAGGAGCAUUAGAUUAUGAGACUUCUAAAUCAUACCUCAUCGAUAUAACUGCUAAAGACAAAGGCACUCCAGAAAUGGAGGGCCACUGUCGUGUACAGUUGGACAUAGAGGACAUAAAUGAUAAUGCUCCAGAAAUUGUGCUUACUUCAAAACCCAGUCCUGUACGCGAGGACGCACCAAGUGGCACAGUUGUGGCUUUGAUCAGUUCACGAGACGUUGACUCUGGUGAUAAUGGUAAAGUGAAGUUACAGCUUCCCAAACGUUCUCCUUUCACUCUGAAACCAUCGUUCUCUAAUAAUUACGAACUGGUUACCAGUGGUGCUUUAGACCGAGAGAGUUUCUCAGAGUAUAAUAUUGAGAUAACAGCCACUGAUUCAGGCUCUCCUCCUCUCUCUAGUAAGAAAAUUAUACCAGUCAGCAUCACUGAUGUGAAUGACAACCCUCCUGUAUUCACUCAGCCCUCCUAUAAUGUAUAUUUAAAAGAGAACGGGGUACCAGGGUCUAUACUGUACUCAGUAUCAGCAUCUGACCUGGAUUUUGGUGAAAACGCCAAAAUCUCUUACUCUAUACUGGACUCUAAAGUGCAGGACGUGUCUGUCUCAUCUUAUGUUUACAUUAACUCAGAUAACGGCAGCAUCUACAGCAUGCACUCGUUUGACUAUGAGAAACUGAAGGUGUUUCAGAUUCAGGUUCAGGCAAAGGACCAGGGCUCUCCGUCUCUCAGCAGCAACGCCACUGUCCAUGUUUUUAUCCUGGACCAGAAUGACAAUGCCCCCGCUGUUAUUUACCCCUCCUCCGCUGCCCUGGGCUCCCUCUCUCACCAGAGGAUGCCCCGCUCCGCUAAAGCGGGUCACCUGGUCACAAAGGUGACGGCCGUGGACGCUGACUCGGGCCAUAACGCCUGGAUCUCCUACAGACUGGCGGAGGCCACAGACGCCUCUCUGUUCACUGUCAAUCUGUACACAGGGGAGGUGAGGACUAAACGCGCUGCGUCCGAGCAGGACGACUCCUCUCAGAGGCUGCUUAUAGAGAUCAAGGACGACGGGGAACCGGUCCAGUCCUCCACCGUCACGGUGUCC